This is a messenger RNA of Penicillium diatomitis, 1329 nucleotides long. RefSeq names its product Serine/threonine-protein phosphatase PP-Z. The record is from RefSeq and is a predicted model, not a curated record. Lineage: Eukaryota; Fungi; Ascomycota; Eurotiomycetes; Eurotiales; Aspergillaceae. Gene Ontology annotation, molecular function: protein serine/threonine phosphatase activity. Gene Ontology annotation, cellular component: cytoplasm; nucleus. Bases 1 to 1329 code for a protein of 442 amino acids. The transcript has 2 exons.
AUGGCCUCCACCUGCAGCACCCCACGCAGUCCGAGUCUGGUCAGCAACCCCUUCAAGUCAACCUCCCCCAAAUCUUCGGCGUGGUUAUCGCUCUUGAAGCGCAGUGGUCAGCAUCUACGCCGGUCGAGCAAAGACAACGGUCAUUCUACGGGCACACGGAGUUUGUCAACCUCCCCGACCGACAAGGCCAGUCCGCCACAACAUGUCGAAAGUGCGCCGCAAUCACCUCAACAGGGCCGCUCGAUGAGCAUCUCGCCGCCACGGACCUUGCCCGUGGUCACGGACCCCCCCGUAUCCAUCUUGAAGAAGAGCAACGCCUUUGAUUUAGACUCGAUCAUCUGGGACGACUCGGUGAGAGAUCGACAAAACAUGAAGUCCUCGGUCGAUCUCGACGAUGCGAUUGCCCGCCUCCUCGCUGCGGGCUCCUCCAAACCCUCCAAGAGCUUCUGUUUGACGAAUGUUGAGAUUGCCGGGAUCUGCUCAUCCGUACGCAACAUCCUCCUCUCACAGCCUAUCUUACUGGAAGUGAACGCUCCCAUUCAAAUUGUCGGCGACUUGCACGGCCAAUUCCCUGACCUCCUACGUCUCUUCGACACCUGUGGCUACCCGCCCACCACCAAUUACCUCUUUCUGGGCGACUACGUGGAUCGCGGCAAGCAGAGUCUCGAAACCAUGAUGAUGUUGCUGUGCUUCAAACUCAAAUAUCCCGAAAACUUCUUCAUCCUCCGAGGCAACCACGAAUGCGCAAACAUCACCCGGAUCUACGGCUUCCACGACGAAUGCAAGCGUCGAUGCAAUAUCAAAGUCUGGAAGACAUUCACCGACGUGUUUAACUGUCUGCCCAUUGCGGCGAUCGUCGCGGAAAAGAUCUUUUGCGUUCACGGAGGCUUAUCCCCUAACCUGACAGACAUGGAUGAUAUCCGCAAGAUCUCGCGGCCCGUCGAAGUCCCCGAGUACGGCCUAUUGAAUGAUCUGCUCUGGAGUGACCCGGCGAAUAUUCGAGACUGGGGUCCGAAUGACGACCGAGGUGUCAGUUGGUGUUUUGGCAAGCAGCCGAUUGUCAAUUUCUUGAAGCAUCACAAUCUCGACCUGGUCUGUCGAUCGCAUAUGGUGGUCGAGGGGGGAUAUGAGUUUUUUGGUAACAAGUCGUUAGUCACGAUAUUUUCCGCUCCAAACUACUGCGGGGAAUUCGACAAUUGUGGCGCCAGCAUGUCCGUCUCGGCGGAUCUGAUGUGCAACUUCAAUUUACUCCGACCGUUUGACCAGAAGAAGGCGGAUCGACAGAUGCGGAAAGCGCGAGAGUCGACCAAGACGGAGAAAGCUUUGUAA